CGCGUGGUGGCGCCAACCACUCAAUACCCCUUUCGCUGUUUAUCAAAACCCAAUUCCCAAAAUCCCAAAAUCCCCAAUUCACCAUUACCCAUUAAAAUCUUCUUCUUCUUCUUCUUCAGCUUCAAACCAUGCCCUUCAUCGAGGUAAACACCAGCUCCACCGCUGCAGAGGACGUCAAAAUCAACUCUGCAAUCAAAAUUUUCUACAGAACUUACGGACGUGGCUCCACCAAGGUCCUUCUUAUCAUAGGAUUGGCCGGAACCCACGAUUCAUGGGGCCCCCAAAUCAAAGGGCUCACAGGGACCGAUGUUCCCAAUGACGACGGUGAUCGGAAUGCUGCCCAUGUCGGCGAAGAACCCACCUUCGAGGAUGGUGGUGGGAUUGAGGUUUGUGCAUUUGAUAAUCGGGGAAUGGGUAGGAGCUCUGUCCCCACCAAAAAAUCUGAAUAUACAACAAAGAUAAUGGCCAAGGAUGCCAUUGCCUUAUUGGAUCAUUUGGGGUGGGAAAAGGCCCAUAUUUUUGGUCAUUCCAUGGGAGGUAUGAUAGCUUGCAAAUUAGGAGCUAUGGCGCCUGAAAGAGUCAAGUCGCUGGCCAUGCUCAAUGUAACCGGUGGAGGUUUUCAAUGUUGCCCCAAGCUCGAUAGGCAAACGUUUGACAUUGCAGUCAGAUUCAUGAAGGCGAAGACUCCUGAACAAAGGGCCAGUGUCGAUUUAGAUACCCACUAUUCAAAGGAAUAUCUUGAGGAGUAUGUUGGAUUUGAAAAAAGAAGAACAUUAUUGUAUCGGGAAUAUGUUGAAGGUAUAUCAGCAACGGGAAUGCAAUCUAAUGAUGGUUUUGCGGGUCAAGUCAAUGCAUGCUGGACGCAUCAAGUGACAAGAAAAGACAUUGAAUGCCUUCAGUCUGCUGGAUUUCUUGUAUCAGUCAUUCAUGGCAGGCACGAUGUUAUUGCUCAGAUGUAUUAUGCUAGAAGACUUGCCGAAAAGCUGUAUCCUGUUGCUAGAAUGGUAGAUCUCCAUGGAGGUCAUCUAGUCAGUCGAGAGAGAACCGAAGAGGUAAAUCAAGCUCUUCUUGACUUAAUCAAAGCCUCAGAAACAAAGAUGAGUCCACAUGAUUGGACAAACUUGCCAAAGAAAAGCUCAUGGUGGAUGGAGGAGAGAAUGGCUUUUGUAACAAUGAAGACUGAAGGAGGAAGCAGUAUCUCCUCCAAACCUUUCUUGUUAGAGAAACUCCAUCUUUUCUUCUUGUAUUUCUUUGGUCUGAUUCUUUUGAUUUUCGGGCAUCUCCGGAACACCAUCAAAAGUUUGAAACCCACCCGAGUUGGAGCCACCCUUACGUGAAUAAACAUUCCAAAGACCCUAAAUUUUUACAGAGUCUUUCAUUUUUGCUAUGUGAUGGGCAAUGCUCCAACCGUCAAAGUGAAGUUGGGGAAUGAGUUCUCUUCUAAUAUUGAGAACUUUUAAGAUCAACAAAAGAGAGGGAAAUCAGCAUAAGGCCAAUUGUUAUAGGCUGAUAUACCCUUCCCUAUUGAGUAAAUUGUAAUAUAACACAUUGGAACUGUUAAUUAUAUAUACCCUUUCUUUAUAAUCUAUUAAAAAAAAAAGUUUAUAUUACGUACUUAACUGCUUAUUAUUCUGGACUGAACUUUUAUAUUAUGAAUUGUAAUAUGCUUUUAAAAGAAAAUUAUACCAUUGAAAGUU
Messenger RNA from Cucumis sativus (cucumber), 1697 nucleotides. RefSeq names its product putative aminoacrylate hydrolase RutD. Gene Ontology annotation, molecular function: catalytic activity. NCBI's taxonomy places the organism in Eukaryota, Viridiplantae, Streptophyta, Magnoliopsida, Cucurbitales, Cucurbitaceae. The transcript has 11 exons. Bases 129 to 1337 code for a protein of 402 amino acids. The record is from RefSeq and is a predicted model, not a curated record.